AUGAUAAAUAAUAUCCCAAGAUAUAAGGACUUAAAUUUAUGGAUAUGUUCCAAGAAUUUUACUAAACUCACGGAUAAUCCACUAUCAGGGUAUACUCAAUGUAGCGGCACAUUCCCGAACACAGUUACCUCUUUCUCUUUUACCCCGAACCCUGUAGUUGCCGGACAAAAUGUUACAUACACAGCCUCUGUAGUGAACACAGUAACAAUCCAACAGGGGGCAACAUUAAAUGUUACAGGAUCUAAUCAACAACAAGUAGCGUUUAACGAAGUUACAGAUUUUUGUAAAGAAUGGAUUGAAGUAAGUGGUUAUAAGUGUCCUCUUGAGCCCGGAAACUAUACAUACGUUGUUUCCGAGUACAUUAUGCCUACUCCAAAUGACCCGAAGAACACCACAAUUGAUUUUGAUCUGAGAGUUGAAAUUGCUAAUCCUGGGGAUCCUGAAAUUCUCCUCUCUUGUAUGGAAGGAAAAUAUCCUAUUUAUUUUCC
Messenger RNA from Cetraspora pellucida, 488 nucleotides. NCBI's taxonomy places the organism in Eukaryota, Fungi, Glomeromycota, Glomeromycetes, Diversisporales, Gigasporaceae. The record is from the annotation of a GenBank genome assembly.